GGCUCGGCUCGGCUCGGCUCGGGGGGACCCGGGAUGUCCUCGUCGCCCGCGGAGGAGUGCCGGUCGCCCGUGGGGCUGGACUGCUGCAGCUGCUGCCUGGACCUGGCCAACCGCAGUGGGCUGGAGGAGGCGGCUGGCGGCGAGAACAACAACCUGGGCAGCCCCACGGUCAGCAGCUUCCGGCAGCUGCAGGAGCAGCUGGUCCGCAAGAACCUCAACACCGACAAGCUGAGCUCCAUCAUGCGCCAGGACUCGCUGGAGCCCGUCGUGCGGGACCCCUGCUACCUCUUCAACCAGGGCAUCUGCAACAGGAACAUCGACCAGACCCUGCUCUCCAUCCUGCUGCUCUUCCACAGCGCCUCCGGAGCCAGCGUGGUGGCCAUCGAUAACAAGAUCGAGCAGGCAAUGGAUCUGGUUAAAAAUCACCUGAUGUAUGCAGUGCGGGAGGAAGUGGAGGUCCUGAAAGAGCAAAUUAAAGAACUGCUGGAGAAGAACUCCCAGCUGGAGCGUGAGAACAGCCUCCUGAAGACCCUGGCGAGCCCCGAGCAGCUGGAGAAGUUCCAGUCCCGGCUCCCCACCGAGGUCCUGUGCCCCGAGGAUCAGAGCCCCGGAGCGGCUGCCCCAGCCCAGCACUCAGGGGGCUCUGCGGUGUAAGGUGGCUCUGUCCUUGGGGUGGGCAGAGCCACAGAACUCUUUCUACUUAAUCUCCUGCCAAAUUGAUUCCACCUUCAUCUCACACGAAGGACUGCCAGACCCCGGCACGGAGCCGUGUCCCCCCGGGUGACCCUGGCCGGCCGUUGGAGCCAGCAGCGCGUCCCGCACCGGGAUGCUCCUCUGUGGGGAGACCCAACCACCGCCGUGUGCCAGGGCACAUUGAUGGGAACCUGGGCAUCGCAACACCCCGGCAGUGCCAGGCGGCUGCUGGCAGGUGAAUGGGAAUGCAGGGAUGGAAGGAGCGUGCGCCGCGUCCGUGCCUCUGCACCGUGCAGGGGGUGCUUCUGUCUGGCAAAGCCCGAUGUUGGAGGAAGACCUUGUUCAGCGAGCAAUGCAGGCUUGUCCCACCAGCCACCCUGAAGCGUGCUGGAACCCCGACCUGACCUGAGCAGUGCCAGUGGUGGCAGCUGCAGCGUAGUGCAUGGCUGUACGCACAUCAGUGUGGGGAUUACAAGGAGAAAAGCUUGGUUAUUAGUUCGGGCAUCGUUUGUAGCUGUAUCUCUGUAUAAACACGUGCAUGAGUGGUGCCCACAAGGCUGUGGGGUGCCCUGGGCCAGCCAUGCCCACCUCUGCAGCUGGGGUGUUCCAGGCAGGACUGGAUUCAUGAGCAGCUGGAAUGGGGUGGCCAGCACUGCAGGUGGAACAAAGGAGGGGAUAGAUUCACCCUCCCUGGCAUCCACUGUGUUAGAGCCGUGCGGCAGCCCUGCGAGGAUGCGGACUGUGGAGCAGAGCCACGACAGGGGCUG
Neopsephotus bourkii (Bourke's parrot) is the source of this 1460-nucleotide messenger RNA. RefSeq names its product TSC22 domain family member 3 (gene TSC22D3). The coding region runs from base 34 to 654 and encodes 206 amino acids. Lineage: Eukaryota; Metazoa; Chordata; Aves; Psittaciformes; Psittacidae. The record is from RefSeq and is a predicted model, not a curated record. The transcript is spliced from 3 exons. Gene Ontology annotation, biological process: regulation of transcription by RNA polymerase II.